Messenger RNA from Racocetra persica, 539 nucleotides. Lineage: Eukaryota; Fungi; Glomeromycota; Glomeromycetes; Diversisporales; Gigasporaceae. The record is from the annotation of a GenBank genome assembly.
CCGAAAAAAAGAAGUAUCAAGAAGCGAAAAAAAUUACUAAUGCUGAAAAGAAAAAAAAUAAAAUAUUAAAAGAACAAAAUGUUGAAUUAAAAAAAGAAAAAGAAAAAUGGAAAACAAUGUUUAAUAAUUUAAAAAUAGAAAAUGAUAAAGAUAAAGAAAAAAUUAAAGAAUUACAAAAAAUACUUGCAACAAAAGAAAUAGAAAUAAAAGAUAAAAAAGAAAGAUAUGAAACUUUAUAUAAUGCAUGUAUUACUAAUCAUAGCGAUUAUGAUCAAAUUAAAAAAGAAUUAGAAAAAAUUACUAAAGAACUUUUCAUAUCAGUUCAUACUGGACAAAUUGGAGAUUUACUUGGAAUUGCACUAUUAGAAGGAAUUGGUAAUACAACUUUUGGCAAUCUUACUGGUCAACAAUGGGUAGAUCAUUAUAAAAUUCCUGUUGUGGAUGCUAUCUUACUGACUCCUUUGCUUUCAAAAAUUGGAUUAAAUUUUUAUCUUGUUAGAAUUUGUGAUAAAGAUUUAGCAAAAAAAACACAAAAUGAU